Messenger RNA from Pyrenophora tritici-repentis Pt-1C-BFP, 600 nucleotides. RefSeq names its product DUF4360 domain containing protein. Lineage: Eukaryota; Fungi; Ascomycota; Dothideomycetes; Pleosporales; Pleosporaceae. The record is from RefSeq and is a predicted model, not a curated record.
AUGAAAUACACGUUUGCUACACUUGCCCUUGCGGCAGUAGCGGUUGCCGCUCCAACAUACCAGGCGCCAGAUUCAUUCAGCAUCAAGAACGUUGUCUCUGCUGGAUCCGGCUGUCCACAAGGCAGUAUCGAUAUCGAAUGGAACGAGAACGGCACACUACCCAUCUACUUCAACAAGCAAUUCACUGCUCGCGUCGGUGUUGACAAAACUGCCGACGAGUCGCGAAAGAACUGCCAAAUCAACCUGGCCCUACAAUUCAGUCCAGGCUUCUCAUUCGCUGUCUUCAGCGCCGACUACUCAGGUUGGGGUGAUCUUGACACCGGCGUCACAGGUGUUGUGAAAUCCACAUACUACUUCUCUGGAUCGCAGGACCAAACUUCAUCAGCGCUGAGCCUCAGCGGUCCCUUCCAUGGGGGAUACUACAAGCAGGAUAACGUUGCAGCAGCAGUCUGGUCCCCCUGCGGUGGGGAUGCAAUGUUCAAUGUCAACAGCGAGGUUGCCUUGACGCCUUUGGCUACGCCUGCCAACGGAGUGCUUGCUUCGACGAGAGAAGCCGGGAGAUUCACGUCGAAUCUGUAUGUUCGAUGGAAGAAGUGCUAA